ACGAAUUAUCAGACGCUCUGGUUUCCUGUGUCAACUAAACUACAACUUGACAUUGGUCGCGAUAAUUAUAAUUAAAUAUGGCUUCACUGACUUUAAAUUCGAUAAAACAAAUAAUGAGAUCAAUGACAAACGCUCCAUGCUUCGAUAGAGUGCUGAGCAAGGUGGACAUUGUGUCUGCCAGUCCAGGGAAGGUGGUGUGUGAGAUGCGGGUAGAGGAGGAGCACACUAACCGUGGAGGGACGCUGCACGGUGGCCUGACAGCCACUGUGGUCGAUGUUAUCUCUACGAUGGCGAUCAUGUACAGUGAGAGAGGAGCACCGGGCGUUAGUGUAGACAUGAACAUCACAUAUAUGAAUGCUGCCAAGAUCGGAGAGGAUGUACUAAUUACAGCUCAGGUCCUAAAGCAAGGAAGGACAUUGGCAUUCGCCACUGUAGACCUCACCAACAAGGCCACUGGGAAGCUCAUUGCUCAAGGCAGACACACUAAGCACCUCGGCAGCAGCUAAACUGGCUCUAAUCUGUGCCUAGUAAGAACAUGUUUGUGCAAUUUAAUAUCUAAUCCAGUCUGUCUGUAAAUAGCUGAAAACACCAAGUGUAAUAAAACAACAAAAGUGGUUGACUCAACUCCAAAAAGACUUUCCUGCUGGUUACUGAAUGACCUGUAUUGUUACUUGUUAUAAGAAUACAUGUUAUCGACAGUUAAAAAGGAACGGUACAUUUUUAUAUCCUCAGAGUCGGUCCUGGCCUCACUGUUGUGUCAAUGAUUUAUGCACGUGCAAUAAAACAGAUGGACAAAGA
Solea senegalensis (Senegalese sole) is the source of this 798-nucleotide messenger RNA. RefSeq names its product acyl-CoA thioesterase 13 (gene acot13). Gene Ontology annotation, molecular function: fatty acyl-CoA hydrolase activity. Bases 78 to 506 code for a protein of 142 amino acids. The transcript is spliced from 3 exons. NCBI's taxonomy places the organism in Eukaryota, Metazoa, Chordata, Actinopteri, Pleuronectiformes, Soleidae. The record is from RefSeq and is a predicted model, not a curated record.